Betta splendens (Siamese fighting fish) is the source of this 3151-nucleotide messenger RNA. RefSeq names its product zinc finger and BTB domain containing 48 (gene zbtb48). Gene Ontology annotation, molecular function: RNA polymerase II cis-regulatory region sequence-specific DNA binding; protein binding; DNA-binding transcription factor activity. The coding region runs from base 151 to 2478 and encodes 775 amino acids. The transcript is spliced from 11 exons. The record is from RefSeq and is a predicted model, not a curated record. Gene Ontology annotation, biological process: regulation of transcription by RNA polymerase II. NCBI's taxonomy places the organism in Eukaryota, Metazoa, Chordata, Actinopteri, Anabantiformes, Osphronemidae.
UAGGGGCCUACAAGAAAAGAAAACAAGGUGCUUGUAGCUAGUCGUAGUUAUUUAAUAAACUGUCUACAUAACACACACCGCGGGAGCAGCUUUUCAAGAAACGAGCGUUAAUAACCCGUAUUCAACGUACGUGGUAAUGUGAGUCUCCAAAUGCAGCUGUCAGCAGUGGACAGUAGAGCUGGAGAGAUGCCUGCACUGGAGAGCACACAUGCACAGCGUGUCCUGUCCUCCCUCAACCAGCAGAGGGCAGUGGGGAGGUUUUGUGAUGCAGUGUUAAAUGUGGGAGACGGGAUGGUCUACCUGGCCCAUCGCAGCAUCCUCGCAUGUUUCAGUGAACUCUUACAACAGCCCGGCGUGCCCGCUGUGCCGUGCAUGGAGGUUUGCCUGCAGGAGUGCCCCAAAGAAGGCCUGGAGCUGCUCCUGAACUUCAUCUACACUGGAGAGCUGGAGUUAAACUGCGACAACCUGGACAAGGUGCAGCAUGCAGCGACCAGCCUGUGUAUACCAGAAGCGCUUGCACUCUGUCAGCGCUUCAAGGAGACCUCUGUGGAUCCCGGGCCUGUCAAACGUAAAAGAGGCAGACCUCGAAAGACUGCACCUGAGACAAGCCUGCAUUGUCCAGUCAAAGAAGAAAACACGCUGCCGGUGUUAAAAGACGAGUUCAACUUCGAUAGUGCCACAGGAAGUUUAAGCUUGGCCCCCACUGCUACCAGUACCAAUACCAGUACUACUACUACACGUUCUGGUCGUGUGGUGAAGGGCCCCAGGCGACUGGUGACUGAUGAGAGCCUCAUCAGUGAUCUUACAGCCACUGACACAAACAGUAGGAGGGUCAUUGACAUCUCUGUGGAGAAAGACAAUAGCGAUGCUGUUGUGCACAGUCUGACCCUAGAUGAGCCACCUGGUGAAAGAAAGAUAACUGAACUGCAUAUCGACAUAAAUGACAAUGCUGGUAGCCAGGUAAUCGAAGAACCAGAAGAAGAAGAAGAAGAUGAUGAUGAUGAUGAUGAAGACAAUGAUGUGGGGAACUUUGAGACCAUCACCGAAGGCUCAGAUGAUGAGUAUGUGCCUGUUGAUGAGUCCAGUCCCUCAGCCCUGUCCACGUCGACAGCAAGAAAACGCAAGUUCCAGAGUAAAAUGGACAAAAAUGAGACUGACCCCGCUGUGGACAAAGACUCCAAGAAGGCCUGUGUCCAGUGUCCCAUCUGUGACAAAAGCUUUAAGAGCAAAUAUUACCUCAAAGUCCACAACAGGCGACACACGGGAGAGAGACCCUUUGGUUGUCACAAAUGUGGGAAGAAGUACUUCAGGAAGGAGAACCUUUUAAUACAUGAGAUCAGAGACUGUGCCAAGGUGCAAAUCUUCAGCUGCCCAACGUGCUCUUCCACUUUUAGUGGAAAAGAAGAACUGCGCUUGCACAUCGUCUCCCACACGGGGGAAAUGCCUCACAAGUGUUCAACCUGUACAGAACAGUUCAUGCACAAAAAGAACUUGACUCUUCACAUGAUGAAGGUCCAUGGUUAUCCCAAACCGCACGCAUGUCCUCAGUGUCCCAAAACCUUCUUAACUCGGACAGAGCUGGGAGUGCACGAAGCGGCCAAACACCGCGGUGAAAAGCCCUUUGUUUGCGAGGAGUGUGGUCAUCGAGCAUCUAGUCGGAACGGUCUGCAGAUGCACAUCAAGGCCAUUCACAGGAACGAGAGACCUUUCGUCUGUAACUCUUGUGGUCAUGCAUUCUCCCAGAAGAACAACCUCAACAUGCAUCUGCGCAUUCACAGUGGGGAGAAGCCAUACCAGUGUCACCUGUGUGGCAAAACCUUCAGGACCCAAGCCAGCCUAGAUAAACACCAUCGAACUCACACUGGUGAGCGUCCCUUUAGCUGUGACGUCUGCGAGCAGCGUUUCACAGAGAAAGGAGCCCUCGUUCGUCACAAGGCCAGCAAGCACGAGGAGGGCCGUCCCCACUGUUGUCACAUAUGUAAUAAAACCUUCAAAGCGAGGGAGCAACUUCGGGUUCACCUGCGUCGCCACAAAGGCAUGAGGAAGUUUGAGUGUAUAGACUGUGGCUACAAGUUCACGCGACAAGCACAUCUACGGCGACACAUUCAAAUCCACAAACGCACCGAGAACUAUAAUCCCCGGCAAAGAAAGCUGAGGAACGUGAUAGUGCAGGAAUCAGAUGGAAACUCUGUUGAGAAAGCAGGCAAAUCAGACGAAGCCCCACCUGUACCUGAAGAGACCGAUUACACCACAGACACCAGUAACGCCCAAGAACCCAACCCAAAGCCUGACUCCAUCACUGCUCCGCGUUCUAGCUGCAUGAUGGGGGCGAUGACCGAGUCGAGCGACGGCACAAUGGAGGAGGCGAUGUCCAACGAGAACCUGGGGCAGGUCCAAGCAGUGGAGAGCUUCUCUGUGCCCGAGGUCCUGCAGCAAACACAGCUGGUAGCGGAGACGUACAGUACGAAUCCACCAUAGAUAUGGGGGGAUAGUUGGAAGAUGUCGAAGGGGUAAGACAUAAGGUUUAAAAUAGCUGAUACUGACUAUGAAUAAAGGCUACUGUUAAUAUUAUUCUUGUACAUGCAAAGAAUAAGAAACUACACCAACGUAGGACCACCAAAGCUUUCAGUUGUUUAAACACAUGUGGGCUGCAUGCUUAUGGACUUAGCUUGAAUGUUUGGGCUUGAUUUAUUUCACCUGUUUCCGAUCAUAUGAACUCAAUUUGAACUCAGUAUUAAAUUAACUCCUCCUUAGAAUUUUGUCUUGUUUGGGUUUGUUAACCCACACAGGUCGAUUCCUGGGGGGACUGGGUGCCUUUCUGUGUGCAUGGGUUCUCUCCGGCUUCCUCCUACCAUCCAAAAACAUGCCAAGUUCAUUGGUCACUCUAAACUGCCCGUAGGUCUGAGCAUGUGUGUCUGUCUGUGCGUUGCCCUGCGAUGGACUGUGGACCUGUCCAGGGUGUACCCCGCCUCUCGCCCAUAGAUAGCUGGUGUGCCUCCAGCCCCCCCACGAUCCCACAUAUGGGAGAAAAUGGAUGGAUGGAUGGAUGGAACUCAACCCUAAAGACUAGAAACCAUAAAACAGUGUUGCUGUCAUAACGAUGUGAGGCUUUCCUGCUGUUUGUAACACUUAAAUAAAUAUAUAAUACGAA